AUGUGUAAAAAUCANACCAAACAGUUUCAAUUUGUGCUGGACUAUGAAAAUGACGAGUACAUAAAGUCCAUUGAGGGAUUCUACGAUAGAUAUGGUUUCAUUUCGUCUUUAACCUUCAAAACAUCAAAGGAUAGAGACUCUGAGGUAUUUGGGAAACCGAAUGGUACCAAAUUCGUCAUCAUGGCAAAAGGGUUUGAUAAGCUUGUCGGGUUCCGAGGAAGGUCUUACGGUAAUCGUGUCACUUCUCUCGGAGCAAAUUUUGCGGUGGUGGUAGCUCCACCAGUGAAGAAACUAGAAGCAAAAGGUGGGGAUCCUGGUUGCGAGGAGUGGGAUGAUGGGAUCCACGAAGGUGUUUACAAGAUAAUAGUAUCAAGAGAACACUCAGUUGUGAAGGCGGUCAAGUUUGAGUACGUCAACGGAUACGCCGACGGACAGUACCAAACUGUAAAUGGAAACGAUCACGUGAAGAUCAUCCCAGGUGAUGAUAUCAAAGAGUUUAAGCUUUGUUUAGGAGAUGAAUAUAUCACAUCCGUUGAAGGACACUACGGUCAAAGACUGCGACUUUCUGGAAUGGCGCGUGAAUUAAUUGAACUGAUUGGAUUCAAAUACAUAACGAUGCUUAAGUUCAAGACAAACAAGGGUAUAACAUAUGAAGCGUUGGGGAACGAAGAAGAAGAUCAUGAGUAUGUGGGAGAAUCGUUCGUGUUGGGUAUGGAAGGUCACAAGAUUGUUGGGUUCCAUGGCAAGUUUGCAUUUGACACUGUUCAUCAAAUUGGUGUUUACGUCAAGCCAAUCGAUAACCCUUAAAACUUUUUUUUAUUUAGAAAGAGCAAAAGCUAUAUAUAGAUAUGCUCUCCCUAAGUACCUUUUUAUGUUAUCGUCAUGGUUUGGUGUUUCUAGAAUUCCAUUUG
Molecule: messenger RNA, 911 nt
Organism: Camelina sativa (false flax)
Lineage: Eukaryota; Viridiplantae; Streptophyta; Magnoliopsida; Brassicales; Brassicaceae
Source: RefSeq, a predicted model, not a curated record